Molecule: messenger RNA, 1982 nt
Organism: Drosophila rhopaloa
Lineage: Eukaryota; Metazoa; Arthropoda; Insecta; Diptera; Drosophilidae
Product: arrestin domain-containing protein 17
Exons: 4
Coding region: 110-1381 (423 amino acids)
Biological process (GO): protein transport
Cellular component (GO): cytoplasm
Source: RefSeq, a predicted model, not a curated record
GAUACCUACAACUCCCAUCUCUAAUCUCAGAAUUCGGCGAACGGAGGGCGUUUAAAAACAACGAGAUUGCCGUUAUUUAUUGGUGCCUCAAGCCACAGAAUCUCAAAAAAUGGGCCUUAAAGGUUGUGAAGUCCAAUUGGACAACCCAUGGAACACCUACUACGCGGGCCAAACGGUCAACGGACAGGUGAAAUUUACAUUUGACUCGCCAAAAAAAGUUCGAGGCAUCAUCAUUCGGUUCUUAGGUGAGGCCAACACCGAGUGGACAGAGGAGAAAAGUGUGACCACCAGCGAGGGAAAGUCGGAGAACGAGGUGACCCACUUAAAGGGUCACGAGGAGUACUUCAAGAUCCAGUACUAUCUGCUGGGUGGCAAAAACAGCUCUGAGACUGAACUUCCGCCUGGCACACACACUUAUCCUUUUACUUGCGCACUGCCGCCGAAUCUGCCCUCCUCCUUUGAGGGUGAAUUCGGCCAUGUGCGCUUCACCAUAAAAGUGACGCUUGACCGUCCCUGGAAAUUCGAUCAGGACAUGAAGAUGGCCUUUACGGUUAUAGCACCCGUUGAUCUGAAUCUCAAUCCACGCGUCAAGGAACCAUUUAAACUGGAGCUAGAGAAAUCCUUUUGCUGCUUCUGCUGCCGGUCCGGACCGCUGACCGUUAUUACGAGCAUACCACAAACUGGUUUUGUUUCGGGCCAGGUGCUGCCCAUCACCUGCGAGGUGGACAACACCAGCAAUGUGAAUCUCACAGCAGUGAAGUUUGAACUGCGAAAACUGGUCACCUUUCAUACAAAUCAGCCGAGGAGCGAGAAGCGAGAGUCCAAGGUGAUAAUAGGCAACUUAAGUGUUGGCCCCGUCAAUGGAGGAGAAUCUCGCACCUUUACGCAGCAACUGGAGAUACCUGCGCUGCCACCGACCAACCUUCUUAACUGCGGCAUUAUUGCUUUGGACUAUGACCUCCACGUAGAUUGCGAUGUCAGCGGUCCGCACCGUAAUCUUACCGGCAAAGUGCCAAUCACCCUGGGCACCAUUCCAUUGGCGGGGGUAAGGCCGCCCGCCCAGUUUACGGAUAACCCAUCGGCCGUCCAGUCCGAGGAUCCAUCGCUAGCACCUACUCAGCCGGUGAGUCCGGCUAGUCCUCCGGGAGGCGAUGGCCAGGGCGGUGCCCUGGGCUGGAAUGUGGCCGACAGCACUGGUGGCGGUGGUUCGCUGUAUCCCAAUAUUCCGCCACCGCAGUUUGUGGAGACCCAGUACCGGGCGCCGACCAUCGCCGGGCGCGACGACUCUGAGCAUACACAAAUGAUCGGCGACGGAGCCUUCGCACCCCGCUAUCCGACCUUCCAGUUCAAUAAUGCCACGGCACCGCCAGCGAACCAGUAAUCAAAUCUCUGAACCAGACUCACAAUGAUAUUCUGAAGCUCUUGUCUAUAGAAGUUCGUGGACAGGAGUUCGAUUUAAGAUGUAAUUGCUCGUUUUUUCUUUCGUAAUUUCAAUCGGCUUGCAUUUAUUGAAUAAAAGCUUUCCGUCCUUAACGAAGGCACGAACAGCUGCAGUCAAAAUAAUACAAACGUUUACAAAAAAUGUUAAAUACGGUUUUGUUUGUUAUUUUAUUUAUAGAAUACAUAUAUAUUUUUGAAAACAAAAAAUUUAAAUAACGUUCUAUUAGUAGAAGUUAAGCUAGUAAGCCUAAAAAAAUCAUAGAUCCAAUCUAUUGAAGAUAUUUCAGUUUGUAUACCAGUAAAUUUAGUUAUUUUACACCAUGUUGUUUAAAGUUGCCUAGGUAUUAAAAGGCUAAAAUAUAAAAUCUAUUGUUUUGACUGCAUCUGGAUAUUUAAUCGUAUAAAUACGCACAAUUUACUCGAUUCCGAUUUAAAAAUGCGAUCGCUCAGCUCAAAAUUAUUUUUUUCUCAUUUUAUAAGCCCGCAACAGUGCCUGAAACUGAUGUACGACUAUUAUCGUAAUAAAACAAAUAAUUAAUGAA